Messenger RNA from Heterobasidion irregulare TC 32-1, 1168 nucleotides. RefSeq lists its product as uncharacterized. The record is from RefSeq and is a predicted model, not a curated record. The coding region runs from base 1 to 996 and encodes 331 amino acids. The transcript has 2 exons. NCBI's taxonomy places the organism in Eukaryota, Fungi, Basidiomycota, Agaricomycetes, Russulales, Bondarzewiaceae.
AUGCUCCGUUGGCAUAGGACGGCGUCCGCCAUGAUCUCGCUCCUAGGAGCUUUCACCUACCUCGCAUUUGCCAUUCAGCUCUUUGCCUUGUGGCGUUCCGUAAAGUGGGAUUCGGAGAGUGAGUGGGAGGGGUCGGCCGACUCGUGGACAACAAAUGGGGUCAAGUUGGUCGGUGGACUUUCGGUCGCCUAUUUUGUUUCUGGAGCAGUGGCCAGUGCCGUUGGUUUCAUCGGGAUUGUCAAGGUACGCAGGUCACGCAUCCCGCCAUACAUUCGCUUUUACCGCGACUACGCCGUCGCCGAUUUUGCCUUUUGUGCACUCACGACGCUCUCUGUUACGUAUGCGUCAUUCCGUUAUUAUUCUUUCCGCACAGACAUAUGCGAAGAGUUGUCGAGACACGCGGACCUCAUGCGGGACUUGGCGGAAAGCGGUCUCAGUCUGGAGAACUGUGAACAGUGGUUCGAGAGGGCCGUCGUCGCCUUUGUCGCCGUCAUGACGAUCAUCAUCGUCAUUCGAGUCAGUCCCGUCGCUGUACAUGCUAUCUACCUUGCGUCUGACUCCAGGAUGUGUGUCUUUUUGCAGAUACAUCUUGUGAUCGCGGUGUCGAAAUACUACUCGCAAGUUUCAAGACUGCACAGCGGGCUUCCCGUAUUCACAUCCAUCGGAGGUUACAAGGAUGACAGCUCUAUGCAUCGUAUCUACCUUCUUCCUAGCCCGACAUCUCCGACAGCAUCCUCAUGUCCGCCGGGUAGUACGCCCGCGCCGACCGCAGUCGUGUAUGCUCCAGUGCCCCUGCGCGACCUUUCUGAGCGGGAUGCACGGGAACUGAACGCCAGAGAAGCGUGGAUACACGCAGCUUCCCAUCAACCAACGCGUCAGCACCGUCGCUCACACUCGCGGUCACAUCGGCAUGGGUCUUGGUCUGGACGGAUCGGGCUUGCGUCUCGUCCCAACGAGGGGCUGCUCCCGUCUGGGCCCGAGAAAUGCAAGGAUUGAUUCUUCUCGGUAUUACUUGUCGCUCGAUUCCCUGCGGUCUCUCCUAACUUGGUUCGCUCGCAUGUCUAUCUCGUUACAUAUUUGGGAUCCCUCCUUGUCCGUUCCAUAGUGUUGUAUUUUGACUGCUAGACCGUAUCCAUCCGGAUGUUAUUAUAUGAUUCGUUUACGAUCC